This is a messenger RNA of Phragmites australis (common reed), 656 nucleotides long. RefSeq lists its product as uncharacterized. NCBI's taxonomy places the organism in Eukaryota, Viridiplantae, Streptophyta, Magnoliopsida, Poales, Poaceae. The record is from RefSeq and is a predicted model, not a curated record. The coding region runs from base 139 to 492 and encodes 117 amino acids. The transcript has a single exon.
ACGCGCGGGCACCGGCGCACGUAUAUAUCUCCUCUCCGGGCUCAUCCUCAACUCUGCCAGAGCCAGAUCUUCAUCUCCUGCUCUUCCUCGCUUCCCUCUGCUCUUUGCUCGGAUCGAGUUGUCGGACCAAUACAAUUCAUGGACGUGCAGCACGGGCACGCGGACCAGAGGCGUCCGGGGCGCGAGGCGGCGCUCAGGGCCGUGCAGAAGCCGCCCACCAAGCCCUGGCGCGGCACGGGCGCGUCGGCCUCGCCCCCGCCGCCGCCCAAGGUGUACCGCGUGGAGCCGAGGGAGUUCCGGGACCUCGUGCAGAGGCUCACCGGCGCGCCUCCCACGGCCACGGCCACGGCCACGGCCAGGGGCGUCAGGCAGCAGCAGCAGCAGCAGCAGAUGGCUCCCGUGCGCGCCGAGGAGCAGCAGCUGUACGCGCCGUGGUUCUCGUUCCCUCUGGCGGGGCUCGACGUCCAUCGCGGCAACGGCGCCCUCAUGUAAUCAUCAUAAAAUAGAUCAAGGGAAGCAGCAGCAAAAGCUUAGCUUUUUUUGUUUCUCUCUCUCACACACAAAUCAUACAAGUAAUAACAAGUGUAAUAAUAUGUUGGAUCACUGGUAGCAGUCGUUGUAUAUCUUCUCAAUAAUAAUGUCAUACUCGUUUACUA